This is a messenger RNA of Hymenoscyphus albidus, 387 nucleotides long. NCBI's taxonomy places the organism in Eukaryota, Fungi, Ascomycota, Leotiomycetes, Helotiales, Helotiaceae. The record is from the annotation of a GenBank genome assembly.
AUGGCGGCCUUACCUGCUUUGAGAUGUAGGAUAUCUCAUGCGUGGGUCAAACUAUCAAACUCCGGGGAAGUCCUAAAGCUUCUGGUACUAAGCCAUAUAUGAAAAUAUAUGAGUGGCUGAACUAAUUACUCAGGUAUAGUAACAAGUCAGAAGAUGAUCGAAAGAGAAAUGGGUAAUCGCGGAUCUAAAUCAGCAACAGGUUUAAAUAUACCUACAAGCCAAAUAAAGCCUGGUGCUGUAAAAGAGCAACGAGUAGACGGUAGUUACGCUAAUAUUUUAGCGUUAAGGUGUACUCUAAUGGGCUUCGAAAGAAGUUAUCAAAUAAAAGUCCUUUCUAAUCAAAAAAGACUUUAUACUAGUUCUCAACAUAACGAGUUAAACCCUUGA